AUGCCGACUUACCUAUGCCACGGUUUCCGAUGGCAUCGCCGAGAUAUCCGUAUUUUUGUCAUCCUCAAUGACCUCGAAGACGCUGCUCCAAACUGGCUACUUGCGCCUGCGACAUCGUAUUGCGUCCUUGAUCAGUUGCACGCCAAGUACGACUUUCUACCUGAGCUCAGCCCGCCGACAACGCCGACGCAAGCCAGUGUCAGCAUUGUUAAAAAUGGCCAAAUCGAGCAAAAGUUCGACCAUGUUGAUGACGAUCAUGCUCUCCCUUCAUCACGUGUACACGAAACCGACGAUGUCGUUCUUAUGCAUUCGUGGUCCCCGGUUAGGCUUCUAGAAGAGUACGAUGUGGAUGAUAUGGCAACAGCAUGUAGACCGUAUGCUUAUGUGGCUGACCAUGCGGUGAGAAUCGAUCUGAGUGUGGAUGUAGCGGGUCAGAUGGCCAAGUACUACGAAAAGAUGGCGGGCGACGAUGGGUGGAUCGUGAAAUUAAGGGACGAGUUGCAGAAGGGGGAGCCUGUGCGAUGGUAUAUUGUCGUAUGUGGCGAUGAAGUGAGGGAAGUUCCUGGUAAGAGUGAUGAAGAAGAGAAAGAAGUUGGGUAUGAACAGAUAAGAGAUGCAGCACAAACAUGGGUGCGCACACGCCGAGGGAGAGGAAUUUUGGAAGGAUUCUCUGACUCACCAUCGGAAUCGCCGUCCGAAUACGAUGAAGCAAGCUCAGGAAAGGAAGACCAAGAUGAUGCCCUUACCAUACUAGAAGAUAUACUGGAUGGAUCCGACGGUGCUUCCACCCCAAGGCCGCUUUCACGAGAGUUGCCCGAUUUCGAUAUACCACUUCAACCCCAACCAGAUCCGAGUAGGGCGUCAGUACUUACCGCAUCAACAGUCUGGUCCCAGGAUGGGUCGUCUGGUGCUGCAACAAGACGAGAGACUCCGGAUAUUGACGCACCACUGCUCCCUAGCGAAUUGGACCCAAACAGGGCAUCCAUAUAUACUGCAUCAUCAGCUUGGUCUCGAAAGGAGUCGUUCGAUGACGGACUAGGAUUGGGUACGCCGGACGUUGAAUUGCCGCUUCUUCAGUCCGAGAACACACGGUAUUCAACCUCAACAGCAUCAGGGCUUUAUUCUGAAUAUGGGGAGCGAAAAGCUGAGCUACGAGAUUUCGUCAGAGAGCAACCACUCGUACCAAGUUCGAUAAAGGAGGUGCCAGAUAUGAUACAGCCACUCAAGCCCGAGGAGCUCGUUACGUCUAAAUCCUCGACACCCCCAACACCCAAACCUCUGAAACGACAGCUACCGGCCCCAGAACUAUAUGAUCCUGAGGAAUUCAUCCCGCCAUUCUCACCUGAUCUGUCAACUUCGGGGGUUUCUGAUUUCGAUUCAUCAGGACCCAGUGUUCCCAACAAAGAUGAGAGCGUGAAACCUUCAGAGCCAUCAUGGCCCUUAUCAUCCGAAUCACCACUCGAAUCUUCUGGAUCGAGUACAUAUCACAAUGAAGAAACGUCACUUUCGUUCGUUCCAUCCCUGAUGCAAUCAAAAGGCCGGUUAGCGACAACAUUCCAUUUGCCCAAAGAUACCAUACCCCCUCAGACACCAUCGCCAUCGACAGGGUACCCUCCUAACCCCAAGACCUUUGGACCAUCAAUGCCCAGAUUUGAAGAGAUAGUACCGCAUGCUUCUCCAUUAUUAAUAUCACCGAAUCCUGCACGUCUAGAGCAGCCAAGUUCUGGUGUCUUAUACGAAGGUGGUCAAACAAUUUCAGAACAGCAGUCACCGUCAACACCGACAGCACCAAGCAUCGGAGAUGCUCCAGUCCUGGAGCCAAACAAAACAAAAGAAGCGAAAAGUCCGGUUUCAAGCCUGCCAAGGAGUAUUCCAAGAAGUAUUCCAGUGCGAAAGGUUUCUCAACGAGAAACUCCCGAUUACACUUUGAAAAGCCCCCCAGAAAACCCAACGACACAGCCAUCUACACAAAAGUCCCCAGGAUCUCGUAUACCAAAAAGCGCGCCAAAAUCCAUACGACUUUCGAAGUUGCCUCUACCGCCCGAACCUGAGGCAAAGACUCCCGUCCGUCCACCCACCCCACCAAAACCUCGAGCUAUACAACGAGGAGGUUCAACUGUGAAGAGGGUAGGUUCAGAGAGAAGACCGCAAACAGCGCCCGAAAAAGGAAAAUCAUCAAAGCCCAAUUCUCGAACGUUAUCGAUGCCGUAUCAGUAUGAGAUACCGAGGUCUUUACAGGAAUUGGAAAGCGAAGAAGUGACAUUGGAACCUACACCAUCUGUGGCUUCAAACUAUGACUGGGGUGUCAAGUCAGAACCAAGUGCGCCACCAGAUAUAGCAGGAGAAGUCAGAAUGAGGGUGCCGCAACCCCCUCCAACCACAGAGCAAAGUCGGCAGGCUAGUGUGUCUACUCAGCAUAGUGAUGGGCUUACACAUGAAGGUGGCAAGAAUCCUAAACAUCGAAUCGGGCGAAGCCAUUCGGUAGCUGAAGGGUUUAAAAGACUAUUCAGGAGGCCAUCUCUGGCCAAGGGGACGACGCAUCGUUAA
This is a messenger RNA of Fusarium sp. VM40, 2547 nucleotides long. NCBI's taxonomy places the organism in Eukaryota, Fungi, Ascomycota, Sordariomycetes, Hypocreales, Nectriaceae. The record is from the annotation of a GenBank genome assembly.